GUCAUAUGUAUAUACACCUAUAAGCAUACGGAAAAAGACUUUGAGAGAUCUAUUAAGAAUGGCAUCAAAUUUUUCAAAUGGAACUUUUACAAGUUUGAGUGAAAUGGAAUACCAAGAAUUUCUGGACAGAGGGAUUCCAGCUACAAUAUUCCUGCUAUUUCUGUCAGUCGUAGGAACAAUUGGCAAUAUACACACAGUCGUAGUAUAUACGUUAUCGCCAGUCAUGGCAAGAUAUUCUGUUCGAGUUUUUAUCAUUUGGCUAUCCCUUAUCGAUCUUACAUCAUGUUUGUUGUGUAUGCCUUUUGAGAUUUUUGAUAUCCGAUACGACUACACAUUUUCAUCUCUAGGUGCUUGUAAAUUCUUUAGAUUUCUAAAUCACAUUGUAACAGUGGCCUCCGGCUGUUUAUUGACUGCAAUUGCCAUUGAAAGAUAUAAGAUAAUUGUCAAAAACUUGCCUGUACUAUUUGCUAAUUCACAAAGGUCGAAUGUCAUAUCUGCCAGUCUGUUAGGAUUAUCCACGAUAUUGUCAAUUCCUGCAGUUAUAUUUUACGGUCUGAACGAAAAAAAAACAGACAUUGUUGGCCUUACAGGCAAGGAUUGUAAAAUUUUAUCAGAGUAUCACAGUAUACGUUAUGUAGGAGUUUAUUACAGUAUAUUACUAAUUACAGGUUCAGCUGGCACUGUCAUGUGCAUCGUUUCAUAUGGAAAAGUACUGUGUAAAAUUUGUACUCGGAAAGAUUGGAGGGAAUCAUUAGGAAAUAAACCAGAUUCGUCCUCCAAUUUACCUUCGGAAAUAAGUUCGGGGACGACCCAGGUUAUAUCUACUAUUCAAAAUCGGAAGGAAAAAAUAAAUAAAGUGCACAUUGAAAUUUCGUACAGUGAAAAGAAAAAGGCUACUCGUUCAAAACACAAUCUUGGAAAUGCGAUUCGACUAACAAUAAGCCUCAUGACAGCAACCGCUAUUUCCUAUUUAGGAUAUAUGUCAUAUGUUUUCACAUUCAUGGUCGUAAUGCUAAAUCCUAAGAUGUAUCAAAAUAUUGUUAGACCAGUAUCCAACAUUUUAGUGCGCGGAUAUUUUGUCAACAAUGCAGCCAAUCCUAUCGUAUUUUGUCUUUUGGAUAGAACUUUUCGACAGGAAUGCUUGAAAUUGUAUGGAAAUAUAUUUUUAAAGAAAACUAUCUCGCCGGUAUUACCCUGAUUUAACUUUCUUUCAAACACAACUUAAUAAAACGUGUAUAAAUAAAUUUUGAUAUAAGAGAAUGGCGAAAAGGGUAUUAUAUUUCCAAAAUGGCGUAUGUGUGACUGUCAUUGCUUGAAAUGUUAUAUAUGCCAAUUUGUAGUGAUUAAGAUUAUAACACAAUGUGGACUGUUUAUAUUCAUAGCUUACUAAAAUGUAUUGUUUUUGUUCAUUGUUGAAUACCGUACAGGGACCCAUAGUUGCUUGCAUCCAAGUCAUUAGAUCUCUGACGGAUUGUUGUCUCAUUGGCAAUCAUAGCGCAUCUCCUUAUUUGUACCUUCGCAGAAACACUGCCGAACGUGGCGUGUUGCACGUUUGCGGACAGAUAGAUAGACGCGCGUUUUGUCUACAAAAGACUCAUCAGUUACGCUGGAAUAAAACAAAGUUCAUAAAUAGUCCAACAACACAAAAUACCUCAGAUUACACAGUUUGGAUGAAAUUGAGAAUUGAAAUGGGUAAUGUGUCAAAGAGACAACAACCCGACCAAAGAGCAGAAAACAGACGUAAGCCACCAAUGGGUCUUCAA
This is a messenger RNA of Mytilus californianus (California mussel), 1763 nucleotides long. RefSeq lists its product as uncharacterized. NCBI's taxonomy places the organism in Eukaryota, Metazoa, Mollusca, Bivalvia, Mytilida, Mytilidae. Gene Ontology annotation, biological process: neuropeptide signaling pathway. The record is from RefSeq and is a predicted model, not a curated record. Bases 59 to 1198 code for a protein of 379 amino acids. Gene Ontology annotation, cellular component: membrane. Gene Ontology annotation, molecular function: G protein-coupled peptide receptor activity. The transcript has 2 exons.